GUCUCUUUCAGCCAUCUUGGACCCUGUGAAGGUGUGUGGAGUUCCUGCAGCUGAGCUUUGGGGUCAAAUAAGUGGGGCCUGCUGGGAACGGGACUUCUAAAACGACAAAUAUGUCUGGAAGGCUGUGGUCCAAGGCCAUUUUUGCUGGCUAUAAACGGGGUCUACGGAACCAAAGGGAACACACUGCUCUCCUGAAGAUUGAAGGUGUAUAUGCUCGAGAUGAAACUGAAUUCUAUCUAGGCAAGAGAUGUGCUUAUGUGUACAAAGCAAAGAACAACACAGUAACUCCUGGUGGAAAACCUAACAAAACCAGAGUAAUCUGGGGAAAGAUAACUCGAGCUCAUGGAAACAGUGGCAUGGUUCGUGCCAAAUUCCGAAGUAACCUUCCUGCUAAGGCCAUUGGACACAGAAUCCGUGUGAUGCUGUACCCUUCGAGGAUUUAAACUUCUUGAAAAUAAAUAAAAGUGUGGAUUUGUCCUGUUGUGCUUUUGUUAAAUGGCUUACGAAA
Dama dama (fallow deer) is the source of this 508-nucleotide messenger RNA. RefSeq names its product ribosomal protein L35a (gene RPL35A). Gene Ontology annotation, biological process: cytoplasmic translation; ribosomal large subunit biogenesis. Bases 111 to 443 code for a protein of 110 amino acids. The transcript is spliced from 5 exons. NCBI's taxonomy places the organism in Eukaryota, Metazoa, Chordata, Mammalia, Artiodactyla, Cervidae. The record is from RefSeq and is a predicted model, not a curated record. Gene Ontology annotation, molecular function: structural constituent of ribosome. Gene Ontology annotation, cellular component: cytosolic large ribosomal subunit; ribosome.